GAAGAAGAAAAGGGAAUACGUUCGUCACGUAAACAUAAAGAAGGAUGCUCACUUCAGAUUGCACUUACUGAUAGUCUGCUGUACAGAAUGAUUUAUAUGUGCCUUUACCAGUCCAGAUUCCAUGCCUGAGAUUUAUAAAGCGAGUUUCAGACUGGUGUGCGCUAUGGCUGUCCCAUUUAAAAUCCCUAAGAAGAAGCAGCCGUUAGAUUCAUGCAGUCUUGACAUGCAGUCUCCACUGUCUAGAUUGCAGGACAACAGCUCACCAAAGACACAAUGGGGUUCUGUCACUCUUAAUGGAAGAGCAGCUCAUAAAUCCAGUUCGAGCAAUGGAAAUAUGCUUUCAAAACCUAGUCAAAAAGGUGAAACUGUGAGACCCAUCAGACCUGUCCUGAUCAACUUUCCAGAGUCACCCAGAGAUCGCAGUGGUGACAGACGGGAUCUUUCACCUGACUCGCGCACGCCAAGCCGUGUCACACGCACCUGCUCAGAUAACACUCCGAGAGCCAUACGUGGAAAAAUCUGCUUUAAACUGAAUGAACAGCCGAUCAAAUUCAGCCCUGUUAGAGUGAAAGGAACACCCAACAAAGCGUCCGAGAAGCCCGGCUCAAGGGCCCAAAGUCAUACUCCAACCACAGGGAGAGAUUUCACAGUCAAUAACAGGUGGAGGCCCAAAAGAGCAUCAGAUACUCUUUGCCAUGAUGAGAACCAUAAGGAGACUUACGAAAGCCCCCAUUUCAAGAUCUAUAGGGGCAUGGAUUCAGGGCAAACAGAGUCAGAUAAGGAAGAGGAAGAGGAAACACAAGGCCCUUCUAGAGUGAAAGACACAUGGUGUUCAUCCACCCCAGAGGACAGGCCACAGAAUGACAACAGACUGAAGUCCACAAGUACUGUUUGUGGCACAAAUGAUGAGAAUGUAGCAAGGAAAGACAAGAAUAAAGCUGUGUUAAAUAAAGAUUCAGUUUGCACAAUGUCCAGUCAUGAGAUCAAGUCUCGCUCGGGCCAUUACGUUCACGAAGAGGAAGCACCUGCUAAGCAUCUGAGGACCUCUGGGGAGAGAGCUGCCCCGUCUGUGCCUGUCAGAAGAGACCCACUGACUUCACCUCCAGAGGCCAAGAGCAAAGACCCCUUUGAGUCCAGCAACAGCAUAUUUAAGAGGAAACCCAAGGUUUACUGCAGGACCUAUAAGAGAACUAAGCCCAGCUCCACAGAGCCCAUCGUGUUGUCCAGUGAUGACGAGGGAACUGAUGAGGUCAAUGACGUGUCUGGAAGCUUGCGGGAGCAGCAGAUCUCAGAGGGGAUCAGGGACGCUCAGGCAGGGAACCAUAAGAGCCCAAAGACGAACUCCGGAGAUGAAAAGUCAACGGGCAAAGUGGAAGUGCCAUCCAUAAUGGAACUGCCCUUUUCCACCCUCCAUUAUGACAGAGUAGAGGCUCAGGCUAAUGGGACUAUUGUGAUCACAGAUGAAGGCAUCUCGAUACCACUGAAAGGUGUGAACGGGGAGGGUGAGCAAGCCAUUAGCGUGACGUGCUCUCAGCUGCGCUCUUACGGUCUAUGGGAUGGCGGUCUGGCCCGUGAUGGCACUCUGUUGGCGGGCUCAGAGGAACCCGCCCCCUCUCUCCUCUUCCUCAUUGUCUCGGAUGCCCAAGCCACGCUGUUCCAGAAGGAGCUGUCUGUGAUACACACCGUAAACAGUUCAGGCAAGGCUUGUCCUUUUAUCUUGCUGGUGUUGGCUGCUCAAUUGGAGGAUCUUCAAGCAGCUCUAUUGGCAUCCCUGAUGGAUGUGAUUGGUCUGAGAUACAGUCAAGAUGCUUUAAGCAACUCCCUUUCCUGGGCAGAUGGGCUGAAUCAGCUUCAUUGCCAUCUACAGGGGGCACACCUCCUAUCACUGCUGGGGCAAAAUGUGGAGGACGUUGGUCAGGAAAUGGCAGAGGAGAGUGCUAGUGGGACUAGCAGCUUGCAAAGAGAGCCAACAGCUUGGAGACCUCUCCGCAGCCACAGCCGGCAGCAGAGCUUGCCACGCAGACUGAUCCAGUUCCCACCUCCCCCCUCCAAAGGCGGCAUUACGGUGACAACCGAGGAUCUGGAGUGCCUUAAGGAUGGCGAGUUUCUCAACGAUGUCAUCAUCGACUUCUACCUCAAGUACCUGCUCUUGGAGCGAGCUGACAAAGAUGUGGCAGAAAGAUCUCACAUCUUUAGCAGUUUCUUCUACAAGCAACUUACUCGAAAAGACAAAAGCUGUCCGGAGGAGACAGGCAGCACGGCCCGAUACAGACGACAUCAGAGAGUGAGAACAUGGACCCGUCAUGUGGACAUCUUCAGCAAGGACUACCUAUUCAUACCUGUUAAUCAAGAGGCCCACUGGUACCUCGUCGUAAUCUGUUUUCCUGGUCUGGAACAACCCCAGUAUGUAGAAUGGAGAGGCAAAGAUGCAUCCCAGGCAGGGGGCCUGAGAGCCACAGCGAGCUCUGCAGGUCAAUGUCAAACAGAGAGUUCGCAGCAAUCGAAGGGCAACAGAUUGAAACUCAGUGAGCUUAAAUCUCACAACCUACUGGACUGCACCAUGCACAGCUGUACAAGAGAGACUGUCUGCAGGAGGCCUUGUAUUCUAGUAAUGGACUCUCUAAAGCUGUCUUACCAUCAGCGGAUCUACACACUGCUACGCGAGUACCUGCAGGUAGAAUGGGAGGUUCGGAAAGAGACCCCUCGUGCGUUUAAGAAUGAAAACAUAAGUGGGAGUCUCUGCAGGGUCCCACUGCAAGACAACAGCAGUGAUUGUGGCCUGUACCUGCUGCAGUACGUGGAGAGCUUCCUGCAGAAUCCAGUGGUGCACUUUGAACUGCCUCUGCGAUUGGAGCACUGGUUUCCUCGGAAUCAGGUGCGCAGAAAGAGGGAGGAGCUACGGGAGUUGGUGCUGCAGCUGUACCGGAGACAGGGUGGCGGGGCAGACCAGAGUGUCAAGUAAAGAAAUGCACGAAAAGCAUCAGUUACCAAACAAAACGAAGUUAGGGCAUUUUAUUUGUUUUUUGUUUUUGUUUUUUUUCCCAUUACAAAGGAUAUAUUUAUAAUUUAAAUGUGUAUUUAUUUGUAUUAUAAUGCCUUUUAAAUGUGACUUGCAAUUUUAUUGAUUUUCGCACAAAAAUGUA
Molecule: messenger RNA, 3143 nt
Organism: Xyrauchen texanus (razorback sucker)
Lineage: Eukaryota; Metazoa; Chordata; Actinopteri; Cypriniformes; Catostomidae
Gene: senp7b
Product: SUMO specific peptidase 7b
Exons: 22
Coding region: 122-2962 (946 amino acids)
Biological process (GO): protein desumoylation
Cellular component (GO): cytoplasm; nucleus
Molecular function (GO): SUMO-specific endopeptidase activity
Source: RefSeq, a predicted model, not a curated record